AUGGCUGGACUAAAUGUUGUUGCGCUCAUAUCGGGCGGCAAGGACUCGCUCUUUUCUAUUCUGCACUGCAUCGCGAACGGGCACAAUGUGGUGGCUCUUGCUAACUUGCAUCCUCCGCCGUCCCAGAACGCACGAGAUGCUGAAGACCUGGACAGCUUUAUGUAUCAGACGAUAGGGCACCAGAUAAUGCCGCUCUAUGAGCAGGCCCUCGGGCUACCAUUGUACCGCCAGGAAAUUGUGGGCUCGGCCGUGGUCCGGGAAAGGUCAUACCAACCCGUUUCCGACCUACAGGGUCUAGAGUCGGACGAGACGGAGUCUCUUGUACCACUGCUACUCAAGGUGAAGGCCGCACACCCUGAGCUAAAUGCGGUAAGCACGGGCGCAAUACUCUCAGACUACCAGCGUACGCGGGUGGAGUCUGUCGCCUUGCGACUUGGCCUGGUACCGCUGUCUUAUCUAUGGCAGUAUCCGUUGCUAUCUGGCAAUACGUCACGCUCUUUGUUACAGGACAUGGCAGCUGUCGGACAAGAUUCACGCAUUAUCAAGGUAGCUUCAGGGGGGCUGAACGAAAGCUUUCUAUGGCUGAACGUUGCAGACGCGAACACUAUUCGCAUGCUCACAACAGCCGCCCAAAGGUUUGGCACCACGGGAGACGGUGCAGUGCUGGGUGAGGGUGGCGAAUACGAAACGCUAGCUGUUAAUGGCCCGACACCUUUAUGGAAGGCGUCCAUCUCUGUGCCUGACGAAGCAAGGACGGUCGUCGACAAUCUAUAUGAAUGCCGUACUGGGCAAGGCGGCGAUGCCGCGGCUCAGACACGCUCAAUAAUGGAUGCCAUGACUGCCGAGCUGGAAAUGCAGAAACCGCGGUUAGGAAUGCACUCUAUCGCAUACACUUCGAUCAUCUUGCGUAACAUGGCAGAUUUUGCAGAUGUCAACAGAGUCUAUGGAAGCUAUUUCAGCAAACCAAAUCCUCCGGCACGGGUCACACUAGCCUGUGCAGAUGUUCUUGCCCAUGGCUGCCAUCUGAUGAUAGGAUUCACAUGUCAGAAAGAUGCAACGCAAAUUACGCCCAUUGUACGGAAAGGCCUGCACGUCCAGUCACGCUCUUAUUGGGCGCCGGCGAAUAUUGGGCCGUACUCCCAAGCGAUCUCCAUACCAGUAGUGGGCAAUGCGAGGUUGGACUCUGCCAACGUUGUGUAUGUGGCAGGUCAGAUCCCAUUAGUGCCGGCGAACAUGGAGCUGUACCACGGGUUCCCAUCGGCAGACAUUGUCAGCUUCGCGCACCAAACAGUAUUGGCUUUGCAACACAUGAGACGAAUCGCCGAGGUGACGAGGAUGGAGCAUUGGAUCGCUGCGAUUGCAUUCAUCGUUGUUCCGCCUAGCGAAACAGCCCCAGGUUUUGCCGCAGUGGCGUCAACCGCAUGGGAAAGCUUCCAUGCUGCUGCCUCUGAAGUACAUUCGCCGGAACAAGAGGACGAUGACGAGGAUUUCGAUGUAUGGCAUUUGCAACAGAAAGCCUGGUACGGCAAGCCGAUUUCGAAAGCAUCUCAGCGCCCAAAAGCCAGCACAUUGACACCGCCGCUCUGGGUCAUCGAAGUGGAUGCUUUGCCUCGGGGAGCAAGUAUCGAGUGGGUCGGUUACGGAGCCACGGCGCCAGGAUUGGCAGCCGAGCACUUGAUGCACCUGCAGUACCUGCUCCGUACUUUCAAAGAACACAUCAUUCAAAGGCCAGAUCGUGUCCAACAACCGUGCACCGUUGACCGCCGAGCCACUGCCGGCGCCCAGAGUGGAUACUGA
Molecule: messenger RNA, 1797 nt
Organism: Baudoinia panamericana UAMH 10762
Lineage: Eukaryota; Fungi; Ascomycota; Dothideomycetes; Mycosphaerellales; Teratosphaeriaceae
Exons: 2
Coding region: 1-1797 (598 amino acids)
Biological process (GO): protein histidyl modification to diphthamide
Molecular function (GO): diphthine-ammonia ligase activity
Source: RefSeq, a predicted model, not a curated record